UACUGUUUUGAUUUCUGGCUCCAGGAGCUUGAUGGAAAUUGGGGCACAAAAUUGGAGAAACGAAGGACUCCCCAACCUCAGCGGCUAUGUCCCAGAAUCAGAAGGAGUUGCUAGGCCUGGGUCGGCUUGAGUACCUGCAAGCCCUAGUCACUGAAUUCCAAGUGACAGAGAGCUCAGAAGCCAAGGAGCAGGUGUUGGCUAAUCUGGCUAAUUUUGCUUAUGACCCCAGAAAUUAUGAAUAUCUUCGGCAGCUCAAGGUCUUGGAUUUGUUUCUGGACAUGCUCACUGAGGACAAUGAAACUCUUGUGGAAUUUGCACUUGGAGGACUUUGCAAUCUCUGCCUGGACAAAAUCAACAAAGACUAUAUACUGGAGGCCGGUGGAGUGACAGCUGUUGUCAACUGCCUGGCCAAUGCCAACGAAGAGACUGUUCUGUCUGCAGUUACGACUCUGAUGUACUUGACCACACCCCAGUCCCGCCAAGAGAUCACCACUCUCCCCGUGAUUGAGUGUAUGCUGCGCUUCUCCCUCUCAACCAACAGAAGGCUGCGAAACUUGGCCACUAUUUUCCUGGAGGAUUAUUGCAGCCCCCUUCAGGUGGACGAGGCCAGGACCCUGACCAGGCACACAGCGGUCGGGAUUCCACUGCCCAAGGAUGAAUGCAGCCCAGCAGGCAGCCAGGAAUGAGGAGCAGAUUCCUUCCUGUCACAUCCCAGAGGAAAAGAGAAAGGAGUUAUGACAAGUAUUCUGCUUUAAAAAUGACUGUAAAUGGCCUUGAGAGUUCCUUGGGAAACAUACUGUGGACUCUCAGAAUGGAUGGGUUCCUUUCGUUUUCUGAUGUGCUUUUCAAUUCAUUCUCACAUUACUUGGAAAUACAAACCAGUUGCUGAGGGGCCUUGGUAACUAUUAUACUAGACCGGUUACAGAGGAGCCAGGAGAAUAGAAAUACAGAUUCUUUGAGAUUUAUUUUUCAGUAAGUAGCAGGAAAAAAGAGAUAAUGGCCCAAAGGGCUGUCCUAAAUUUUUAGAGCUCUUCUGCUCAUUUUAUUAAUGGACAAACAUAACAUUCCAUCCAGGGAUUUACCAUUUUAAUCACUCAAACACAUUUAGAGUUAGAUACAAUCCUAUUCACAUUUGGACCAUUUGACUGGAGGAACAUGUUUCUCUUUCCAGUGGGGGAUUGAUGAUCAGCUAAUACUUCCCAGAACCUUUGAUGAUAGUUGAAAUAAAUGUUUUUCUCUUUAUGCAUCACCUGGAACGUUUGCUCUCCAGUAUUGCCUUCCAGUCAUCAGUCCAAGAUUCAAGCCGCCUCUGUGGCGGCUGUAGCUUUAGAUGUUUGUUGUGACAGCAAGAGAACAAGAUGUGCUCCCAUCUUGGAUUUGGCUCUGCCCCUGAGAAGAAUUGGAAAGGGACAUUAAAGAUACAACCAUAUAAUACAGGACUUUGAUGUGGAAGUUGUACCUCAGAUUCUCAUACCUUUAAUUAUGUCCUUGUCAUCAAAGAGCAGAUCAGCUGAAACAACCGUCUUAUCUCUGGUCAGAAUUAGUCGCUCCGCAAAUUGAGGACCCAAGUGUUUAUCAACCCAUCUGUACUGUCAGGUGAUAAGGAAGCAGUAUUAGAAGAAAUUUAAUUACAGCCUUCAAGCAAGCUUUUUCUACUGUAAGACAUUAAUAGACAUAUCCUGCGUAGCUUUUUGACAGAGUGCUUGGAGUGUAUCUCAGACUGUUGAUACUCUCCAAACCUUCAAAGACCUUUGCUCAUUUUGCAAAUCACUGUAUUAUAAAUCUUUACACAGUUCCUGGGAACUAAGUUCCAGUGAACACAGUGAACCUUAUUUUUGAGUAAACGUGCAUAGGCCAGUAAUGUGGCUCCAAGAACAGAUCUGGGUGAUUUCCUUUAAAAUUGAAAACUUGGCCUUAAUGGUGAAAAUACUUCAGGUUAACAAUACAUUUUCCUCACAGAAUAAAGGUUCUCACUAUAUGGUUCACAAAAAAGGGGUAUUGAAAUUUAUAGUGGUUAAGAGAUCAAAAUUACCAAAAGGGAACUCCCCUCCCCCCAAAAUAGUAUUUUUCUUCCAUGCAGGAAUCAAAACACAGUCUUACACAUUAUUAGUUAGAUAUGGGUCACACUGGAACAAAUGGGAUUUAUUCCUUGGUUCUUCAAAAUUUUAUUUUCAACCAUAUAUGUGAUUGUGUAAAGCACAAAUGGGAGACUUAUUUGGCUGGGGGUUGCAAAAAUAUAUUUUUAAUUUUUUUUCCAUAUUUUUCGGCCUAAAGUAGAAAAUUGCAUUGCUUAAAAAAAAAAAAAAGGCUUAUGCCCAAUUAUGAGCCUGAGAUAGCCUAGCCCUGUCCUUAAGGAAUACUAUAUUUGUUUAUUAUCACAAUUGUGACAUGCCUUCUGUUACCUUUUCCACUGUUUUAGCUUUUAAAUCCACUGUAUUCUUAACAAAAUUAGGGAAGAUGUGGCUUCUGGAUUUCCCAAACCCUUAAAAAUCUCCACUCUAGAUCACAUGACCAGGAAGAGAUAGUGCUUAGAACAGACCAGUCACCCCUCUUCAAAGUCGCUACCCAACUGCCUCUCCCAUAGGGAUACACUAGGGGCAUUGUGUGUGAGGGUUGUUUUUCUGCAGAGACUCAAGCCAGAUCUGGCCCAUUCUUGAAUUCAGAUUUGCCUUCUGCUCCAGAUGCUGGCCUGCAGCUCCUAUAAUCCCUUAUAAUAGGCUCUGCUGGCUAGGGCUGAUAGAAGCUGUAAUCCAGCAACAAUUGGAGAGCCACACACUGAAAGAUUUCCAGACAAUAAUUACUCUUAUAUAGUUAGUAUAUGAUACCAUUCUGUUGUCCUGACAAUUUUGAUUGAAGGUGGCAUGAAACUCUUCAUAAUAAAUUGAUAAAUAUGGAGAAAAAAUAAAGCAUGUCUUUCAUUUCUAGGUGGCAGUGACAAACUUAGGAAACUGCAUGUAUUUGAUGAAGUAGGCUUUUAAGCUACAGCAUCUUAACUAUGCAAGUUUUAUAAGAUGCGUAUGUAGAACUAAACAUGCAUCUCUUUGAAAUAUUGGAAAUAGUAUGACCCUUUCUAAAAUACCGCUUACAAGUUUUAAAAUAAAUAGCAGUAGCCUUUGAGGUUGACAAAGGCCUGUGCUGAUUUGAAAGAGCCACUCCUUCUGGUUAGUAUGUAUUAUUUAAAUAUUUUGAUGAAUAGAGUGCAUAUUUUGUUUAGUAAGAAGUAGAUAUAUUUGAUAUUUUUUCCUUCAGACUAUUUAGUGGAUUUGUGCUGGCAAGAUUUCAGUUUGUAAAGGGCAAUGAAGGAUUUGGGUUUUAAUGGAUAGUAAUCUUCUUAAAAGUUCAGUAUCCUAGACUAAGACAGAACUUUUCUGUAAUCUCAGAGGAACUAAGGCAGAGGCAUGGUAUGAAAUCCACCCAAGCCUGUUGUGACAUUUUCUUGUAUCAGCCACUGACCAGGAAUGAGGCAAGGAGCAAAAGCCAAAGAAAGAAAAGGGUUUUAUUAACAUACAGAAUCCAUCAUCCUGACUGAUGGGUGCUUUGCAUUUUAAGACUGAAGAAAGGAAGAAUGACAACUGCCAACCUUUUCUGUAACGCAGUGUUCAUAUUUCCGUAUAGGACUUGUGCAAAUAAAAACUUCAGUGCUGAAAA
Molecule: messenger RNA, 3648 nt
Organism: Candoia aspera
Lineage: Eukaryota; Metazoa; Chordata; Lepidosauria; Squamata; Candoiidae
Gene: ARMC7
Product: armadillo repeat containing 7
Exons: 4
Coding region: 87-686 (199 amino acids)
Molecular function (GO): protein binding
Source: RefSeq, a predicted model, not a curated record